This is a messenger RNA of Chelonia mydas (Green sea turtle), 8960 nucleotides long. RefSeq names its product androgen induced 1 (gene AIG1). The transcript is spliced from 4 exons. NCBI's taxonomy places the organism in Eukaryota, Metazoa, Chordata, Testudines, Cheloniidae. The record is from RefSeq and is a predicted model, not a curated record. Gene Ontology annotation, cellular component: endomembrane system; membrane. The coding region runs from base 1 to 405 and encodes 134 amino acids.
AUGGCGCUCGUGCCCUGCCAGGUGCUGCGAGUCGCCAUCCUCCUCUCCUACUUCUCCAUCCUGUGCGCGUACAACGCCAUUGACAUGCCAGCGCAUCAGACCUAUGGAGGGAGCUGGAAAUUUCUGACAUUCAUAGACCUGGUUAUCCAGGCUGUCUUUUUUGGGAUCUGUGUAUUGACUGAUCUCUCCAGUCUUCUCACCAAAGGAAGUGACAGCCAAGAACAAGAAAGACAGUUAAAAAAGCUCAUUUCCCUCCGUGACUGGAUGAUGGCUGUUUUAGCCUUUCCUGUUGGAGUUUUUGUUGUGACAAUGUUUUGGAGCCUCUAUAUCUAUGACAGAGAAAUGGUUUACCCAAAGCUUCUUGAUAAUUUUAUACCCUCUUGGCUGAAUCAUGGAAUGAGCUAGCAGCCCAGCUAGCAUGAGGGAGCAAGGAUACAGCCUGACUAGAGAAGGGAGAAGAAUUGAAUGCUGGUGGUGCAAAAUCUGUUUCAAAACCGUCCCCUCCAAUAGCACAAAGUCUCCCUGCAAGACUCCUUUCUGCAGGGAAGGAAGCAAAUACCCAUAUCCAUGUACAGCAUAGCACAACUGUCUGGGAGCAUUAUGGUGGUCUUUUAUUUUCACUUUGAUCCCAAGUAUGAAAAAGCAUGAUGUAGCUAUUAAAGGACAGGACUGAGCUCCAGGAAGCCUUGGAUCUGUUCUUGACUCUGCUACUGAAUUACUGGGUGAUCUUGGAAAAGUCUUAUUGGGCUUGAACCUGCUAGGUGCUAGCGCCCUGAACUCCCAUUGAAGUCAGUGGGAGUUGAGAAUGCUCAGCAUUUUGCAGGAUCAAACCCUUAAAACUUUUUUGCCUUAGCUUGCCUGCCUGUGAAAUGCAGAUAAUAAUACUGUCAUACCUACAUAAUGGGGUCCUGUGAGUCUUAAUUAAUGUCUGUAACACCCUCAGAUGAAACCUAAUAUAAAAGUCAAAAGUACUGUUAUUUUUGUAACAAGGUGUGACAAAUAUUGGUCACGGAUUGUGGCAGGAUACCAGAACUGAUGAACCAAUGGUGUGAUCCAGUUCCCUGUAGGGUAUACAUGACCUAUGUUUAAAAUGAUAAAAUUAUCCAUGGAUUUUAUACUAAGGUUAGCAUUGCCAAUAUCUCAUAAAAUGCUUCCGAUUGACCUGGUCCACGUGCACUAUGGCAGCAGGCUAGGAUGAGUGCAGAAUGGGAGUUCUUCUUCGAGUGAUUGCUCAUAUCGAUUCCAAUUAGGUAUGUGUGUGCCACAUGCACUGUCAUCGGAAAGUUUUUCCCCUAGCAGCACCCGUCAGGUCGUCUGUGGAGCCCCCCAGAGUGGCGCCUUCAUGGCGCUCAAUAUAUGACCCUGCCGACCCGGCGCCUCCUCAAUUCCUUCUUACCGCCAGUGACGGUCAUUGGAACUGCAGUGACUUGCUUAGCAAGCUCUCCUCAUUUUCCCUCAUUUUCAGUUUAGUUUUGUUUACAGUUAUUCCUAGCCUCGUUAAGUUUAGUUUUAGUGUUUUUGGUUGUUACAGCAGAUAGCUGUUGGGAGGGGGGGUAUUCCACUUCACGUCAACCUCGUUCCCCAUUGGGACUUGGGGUAUGCCUAAGUCCCAAGGGUUCAAACCCUGCAAGGCCUGCAACAAGCCCAGGCCAACGGGCGACCCCCACGACACUUGCUUAAAGUGUCUGGGGGAAGCACACCAAGUGGACAAGUGCAGCAUUUGUAAAGGGUUUUGCCCCAGAACAAAAAAGGAGAGAGAAUUUCACCUCAGGCAGCUCCUUAUGGAGAAUUUCCCCUCAAACAGCACUUUGACCGCAACCUACAUCGGCGCAGCAAGACUCGGCACUGAGCUCAUUGGUGCGCAGCAACGUGGCAGCAGUGGUAGAAGCAGCACCACGGAAGGACUCAGGGAGAGACCCGCGGCGGCACUGAAACCGUCAGGAUUCAUCCGGCACCAGUCCCGUUCCCCAACGCAGAAGCAAUACCAGAAGCAGGGGAGGAGUGGAUCUAUGAUUCCAAGACCCACCCCUUUGGAGCCGGACAGUGGGGCGCGUCCCAAAGAGGAGCACCCAGGGCCGGAGACUUUGGAGCUGGCACCAUUGACCUCGGUCCUGCAAGGGGGACCAUCGAGUCCAGUGCCGUUGGACUCCCCGAGCCAGGUCAUUGAGGAGGUGGAAUUGCCAUCCACCCUGAACACCUUUGAGGCCGUGAGGAACCUCAUUGCCAUGAUGGCACCACAGUCCCCAGUCCUUCGAGCCAAGCCUCCGGUACCACAAUGUCGUAGCAACGUCUUGAGGCAAACCAGCGAUGCUUCAUCCCUCAUCACUGCCAGUGGAGUCCCAGCACCGCUCGGAGUCCCAGCAUCGCUCACACUCACAGCAGUGGUCGCACUCGCAGCACCAGUCAGAGACACAGCACCGCUCCAGGUCAUGCCAGCGCUUCCAAUCACAAUGCCAAUCCUCAUGCUGAUCCCCGUUUUGCAGCAGGACCAUGGCCUGCGCAGAGGCAGAGACCAGCGCAGUGGCCAUUUUGGACCCUGUGGGUGUACCACCAGGCCCAGGGCGCCCAAUCCAAAGGUGUCCAUUCGGUGGCCUCUGAACCGCGGCUACCAGAGGCAUCAGCUAAUCGCCCCAUCCCGAGGUGUGCCAAGGAGGUACCAGUCGCACUACCUCCCCUGGAACCAACCCCAGCUCCUGAGCCUGAUCCAUGUGUGGUUGGCCCCAACAGAGAGGCAGGACAGGAGGCCCCUGGAGACCAAGAGGGUCAGGAGGACCCUGUUACCCCAUUAGCCUCCUCCUCAUCCUCCAUGGACUAGGCGGUUGCAGGCACCUCCAUCUCUGGACCACCCCCUGUAGACAGCCAUGCCCACCAGGACCUCCUUCUCAGGGUGGCGCGAAAUAUGGGCCUGCAGGCCGAGGAGGUGCUAGAGUCAGAAGGCCCAAUGGUCAACAUCCUGGCCCCGGAAGCCCCGUCACACAUGGUUCUAUCCCUCCUCAAGACUGUACAGGCCAAUGCUAAGACCAUUUGGCAGACCCCGGCCUCCAUCCCUCCCACCGUGAAGGGUGUGGAAAGGAAGCAUUUUGUACCGUCUAAGGGGUAUGAAUACCUCUUCACACAAUCACAGCCUUGCUCAUUGGUGGUGGCUGCAGUAAAUGAAAGGAGAGGCAGGGACAACAAGCCCCAGUGCCUAAGUCCAAGGACGCCAAGCGCCUAAAUUUAUUUGGGCACAAAGUGUAUUCCACGGGGGGUUACAACUCAGGAUGGCCAACCAGAGGCAAUUCUGAGUUGAUACAGCUUCAACUCCUGGAACUUGACGCUCAAGUUUAAGCAGCUGGUGCCAACUGAGUCCAGCGAGGAGUUUGGAGCAAUAGUGGAGGAGGGCAAGGCGGUGGCACGGACCUCUUUACAGGCCUCACUGGACGCUGCAGACUCAGCGGGGCUCACCUUGUCCUCCAAUAUCGCCAUGAGGCGUAGCUCAUGGCUGCAGGCCUCGGGACUCCCGCCCGAGGUUCAACAGACCACGCAGGACCUGUUUGAUGGGGCAGGUCUGUUUGUGGAGCAGACUGACUCUCAGCUGCUUAGCCCUUGAGUCUUUUAGCCUCACAUGAAGUCCUUGGGUAUGCACACCCCAGCAACCCAACACAAACAUUUCAAGCCUCAGCAGCAGUGUUCCUAUCCUUCUUGGCCAAGGCAGGACUUUUAUAGGAGAAGGGGCAGGAAUGGCAGACUCAAGCCUUCCCACUCCCCACCCGGGCAGGGCCAGGGCCCUACUAAACCAUCGUCAGGUUCAAAGCAGGCCUUUUGAAGGUUCGGCACACCAGCCACAAUUCCAGAUCCUUGAAUCGUCUGUCCCACUUCUGCCGUGCUUGGCCCCAAAUAACUUCGGACCGCUGGGUUCUCCGUAUGGUAGAAGUGGGAUAUUCUCUCCAAUUCUGCUCCUACCCUCCCUCCCACCCUCCUUCCCCAUCCCUCUUCAGGGACCCUUCUCACGAGCAACUCCUUAUCCAGGAGGUGCAGGUGCUCCUCACCAUGGGAGCGUUGGAGGAGGUUCCUUUGGGCAAGGGAUUCUAUUCCCGCUGUUUCCUAAUCCCCAAGGCCAACGGGGGUCUCAGACCCAUUCUAGACCUGUGAGGACUCAACAAGUUCAUGAUAAAGUAGAAGUUCCGCAUGGUCUCCCUGGGCACAAUUAUCCCUUCUCUGGAUCCGGGAGACUGGUACGCCUCCCUCGACAUGAAGGACGUGUACUUUCACAUAGCUAUUCGGCCUGCACAGAGACAAUUCCUACGGUUUGCGGUCGACCACAAACAUUAUAAAUUUACGGUCCUUCCAUUUGGCCUCUCAACAGCCCCCCGAGUGUUCACCAAGUGCAUAUUGGUCGUGGCUGCUUUCCUCUGUCGGAGACAGGUGCAGGUAUACCCAUACCUCGACGACUGGCUGCUCAUGGGCCGCACUGGAGGCAGGUGGAGUCUCAAGUCCAGUUGGUCAGAUCCACAUUCGAGAGACUGGGUCUCCUCCUCAACCUGAACAAGUCAACCUUGUUACUGACCCAAAGAAUAGAAUUCAUCGGGGCAGUGUUGGACUCAGUUCAAGUAAGAACGCUUUUCCCAGAGUCCCGCUUCCAAGCCAUGACGGACAUCAUUCAGGGCCUCAGGCAAUACCCGACCACCAGAGCAAGGGGAUGCCUGAGUCUCCUCGGUCACACGGCAGCCUGCACUUAUGUGACUUGGCAUGCCAGACUGAGGCUCAGGCCUCUAUAUGCAUGGCUUGCUUUGGCCUAUUGCCCGGGAUGCGACAGCCUGAAUUCAGUGAUCAUGGUGCCGGGGCAGGUGCUCGAGUCCCUUCAGUAGUGGCUCAACCCUUGGUAGGUUUGUGAAGGAGUCCCCUUCAACAGUCGUCAGCCCUCCUUGUCCCUGGUAACGGACACUCUGGGAUGGGGAACACAUUUGGGAGACCUCCAAACGCAGGGCCUUUGGUCGCAGGAUUAGCUCACCCUCCAUGUCAAUAUCAAGGAGCUGAGGGCAGUGCGACUAGCAUGCCAGACCUUUCAGGCCUGACUACGAGGUCAGUGUGUAGCAGUUCUGACAGACAACACCACUGCCAUGUUUUACCUCAACAGGCAGGAUGGAGCCCGGUCCUCUCCCCUAUGUCGGGAAGCCCUCUGGCUGUGGGAGUUUUGCAUAGCCCACUCCAUUCACCUGGAAGCGUCCUAUCUACCAGGAGUUCAGAACACACUGGCGGACCACCUCAGCAGGUCCUUCUGCAAUCACGAGUGGUCCAUCUGGCCAGAUGUCAUACACUUGGUCUUCCAAAGAUGGGGGUUUCCCCAUGUCAAUCUGUUCGCCACCCGGAGCAACAGAAAGUGCCCAAUGUUCUGCUCCUCCCAGAGAGACAGCCCAGGCUCACACGGACACAUUCCUGGUACCCUGGGGAGGCUGUCUGCUCUACACCUUUCCCCCGUUACCUCUUGUGCACAAGGCCCUACUCAAGGUCCUCAGGGACGGGGCAGAGAUAAUUCUGGUGGCACCAGUGUGGCCCCAACAACAUUGGUACACCAACUCCGGGAGCUAUCAGUGGUCGCCCCAAUGACGUUGACUCUCCUACCCAACCUGAUCACUCAGGACCACGGUCUCCUUCAUCACCCCGACCUGCAGUCCCUCCACCUCAUGGCUUGGAAGCUUCGUGGCUGAACCCCAUGGAGCUUCUGUGCUCAGAACAAGUAAGGGAGGUUCUAAUUGGCAGCAGGAAGCCCUCCACUAGAGCCACAUAUCUGACAAAAGUGGAAAAGAUUUACUUGUUGGUGUGACGAGCGUUGUACAGCCCCUGUUCAGUCACCUGUACCUCUCAUCUUAGAGUAUCUUCUGCACCUGGUAGCAUCCUCCAUAAAGGUAUAUCUUGCUGCUAUCCUGGCUUUCCACCCAGGAGCGUCUGGAUGCUCUGUCUUCGCCAGCCCUAUGGUUGGUCAGUUCCUCAAAGGUCUGGAACAGCUACAUCCCUAGAUCAGACAGCUGGUCCCCACGUGGGACCUUAACCUGGUACUCUCCAGGCUAAUGGGGGCCCCAUUUGAACCACUUACAACUUUCUCCCUUUUCUAUCUGUCGUGGAAGGUAGCCUUUCUGGUCGCAGCAAGGAGGGUGUCUGAGUUAAAGGCCCUUACCUCAGACCCACCUUAUACAGUUUCCCACAGGGAUAAAGUGCAACUCAGACCUCACCUGGCCUUUCUUCCUAAGGUUGUGUCACAUUUCCACACUAGUCAGGACAUUUUCCUGCCUGUUUUUUAUCGUAUGCCUCAUGGCAGUAGGCGUGAGCAGAGGCUGCACUCUCUGGAUGUUCGGCAAGCACUAGCCUUCUACAUCAAGCACACUAAGCUGUUCAGGAAGUUGAGCCAGUUCAUAGCAGUGGCAGACCAGAUGAAAGGACUCCUGGUCUCAUCUCAAAGAAUAUCCUCCUGGAUCACUUCAUGCAUCCACACGUGCUACGAGCCAAAAUACCUGCCCCGGCUCUUACAGCACACUCCACGAGGGCCUAGGCCUCAUCAGUGGUGUUCCUGGCCCAGGUCCCAAUACAAGAAAUCUGCAGGGCAGCAAUUUGGUCCUUGGUACAUAUGUUCACCUCUCAUUAUGCCAUUAUCCGGCAUGCCAGGGAUGAUGCAGCUUUCGGCAGAGCGGUGCUCCAAUCAGCGAUUCCAUAACUCUGACCCCAAGGCUUGGGGGUCACCUAAUUGGAAUUGAUAUGAGCAAUCACUCGAAGAAGAAGAAAAAACAGUUACUCACCUUCUCGUAACUGUUGUUCUUCUAGAUGUGUUGCUCAUGUCCAUUCCAAACCCACCCACCUUCCCCUCUGUCAGAGUAACCGCAAGAAGGAACUGAGGCGGCGCCAGAUCAGCAGGGUCAUAUAUUGAACGCCAUGAAGGCACCACUCUAGGGGGCUCCACAGCCAACCGAGUGGGUGCUGCUAGGGGAAAAACUUUCCGAUGACUGUGCAUGCAGAGUGUGCACACCUAAUUGGAGUGGAUAUGAACAACUCAUCUCAAAGAACAACAGUUACAAGAAGGUGAGUAACCAUUUUUUCUCCCUUAUCUGAGGUGGACUCAAAUGUAAAUUACAUCCUUAACUUCACUUCCCGAGGAAGGAAUUUAAUUUGGUCAGUAGGACUUUUGGAGUUUUAUUUUAUCAUCUUGAACUUUACCAGUUUUUCAUAAACCCUGUAUGCAGCGUUCCAAUCUGCUGAGUCACAGCCAUACAUGUUUUUGUGGCUUCUUCUGCAAAUACAGUAGGCAGUGUAGAAAAGUUUUAUGAACUAUUUAUGGGAAGGGUGAAGUAUGUAUCUCCAUAAAACUGGUUAGAAAAGAAACUGAACAUGGCAGAUAUUUUUAAGCCACUUUAUAAGAUUAAGAACAGGAAAAUGACAUCAUUUUCUGUAAGCCAUUUUCUUUUAUUUAAACAUAAUACUCAGAAUUUCUUUAAUACAAAGUUUUAUUGAGAUUUCCAUUAGCAAACAUGGAUAAUUCAUGUUGGCUGAAAAUCUUUUUAAAAAGAUAUAUGUACGUAUGCAUAUUUAUGUGUGUAUUCUUGGAUCAGAAAAUAAGGUUGAGAACAUUUCAGUAGAUGGAAGGCAGAGGAACUGCAGAUGAAGCAGAAGAAGAAAGAGGGAUGGAGGAAGAACUGGGUGUGUCAGAAGUUAAGAGAAAAGGUGAUAAAGGUGCAAGUUGCUUACAGUACAAGACAGAGAGGAAUCAAUGAAGAGGAAACCAAAUAUUGAAAUAAAGACGUGAUCAUGGUAGUCAGCUGGGAAGAGCCACAGAACAUGGAACUGAUAAUCGUAUGUCCUAUACAUUGCUGAGGAGAAAGCUCAAAAGGGAAGUGAGAAAUGUUUAAAUUACAUAGUGUAUAUUGAAAAUUUGCUCUCUACUUUAUUCCAGGCCAUCAUGUACAAUUUUGGUUUUAUUUGAUUUCCUGUGAAGUGUAUCAUACAGUGUCAUCCUUUGCAGAGAGGUGGGUUUUUUUCUUCCCACCCUCCCUGCCUAUGCAAAGCUUAAAGAAGCAUGAAUAUGUUUUCCCUGUGAUCUUCAUUUUGUGUUAGCUGCCUCCCUGAAUUCACAAUCAUGAAUUUCCUCAGGGCUCUUGAGUCUUUUUAUUUGAUCUCUGCUCUCUGUCUGCCUCUGGUGUGCCCCAGAAAGCACAUGGUAGCAGCACUGUGAUAGAAUGCACCCCUAUAUUCACACUCUACACACGAUUGUUAUAAUCUUCAUACCAAAUAUGCCUUGUGAGGUUUCAUUUGAAAACUUAAUAACUUUCUGGUCAAUAAUAUCAUGGUGAAAUGUAUCUAGCAAUAUAUGUAAAGUUAUAAAUUGCUCCUGAAUGAUGAUGGUGGCGCAUGUUCAAACACACAUAGCCCCAGUUAGGCAGAACUGGCCAAGCAGGUCUUAAAGGAAUGUGGGUUUACUUCAGUUUACGUAUAAGUUGUAAACAGGGUCCUCAGACAGUGAGGGAGGGAAGACAGGAGACAAGAAAAAUCUUCAUUUUUGCAAACAGACGUUAGAAGAAACAGCAUGGAACCGCUUUCGCUACUAGACACCAUGUUGCCUCCUUUACUGUUUGAAUAAACUUGACUUUGAGGGGUAACCUAGAAGAAAAUGCAUCUCAAAGGGGGACUGGACUAUGAGAGCGAGGGGGCAAAAACACCUCAAGUUCUCUCUCCCUAACCAUCUCUUUUUUCACCUAAGACGACAAAGAGAAACAGCUGUUGGACUUUGGGAGUAGAUCCUGGCCUGAGAGUUUGGUCAGCAGUGUUACUGGGAACAAGGUGAAGUCCCUUACCACAAGUCCAGCUUGUUAAGUUUAGGAAGCAUUCUAUCUUUCUUUUUCUUGUAACCAUUUCUGACUUUAAUGCAUCAUUACUUGUACUCACUUAAAAUCUAUCUCUUUGUGAGUAAAUAAAUGUGCUUUAUUCUUUAAUCAAAA